Messenger RNA from Colletotrichum acutatum, 744 nucleotides. RefSeq names its product essential protein Yae1. The coding region runs from base 1 to 744 and encodes 247 amino acids. The record is from RefSeq and is a predicted model, not a curated record. NCBI's taxonomy places the organism in Eukaryota, Fungi, Ascomycota, Sordariomycetes, Glomerellales, Glomerellaceae. The transcript has a single exon.
AUGCAUCUCCAACCCAUUGACAAUACUGAAAUCGAGCCAUUCACCAGCGCCAUGGACGACCCCCACAUCACCAUCCUCCCAGAGGGCCAGCAGUCCCAAGAGACCUUUGACGACGUCUGGGGCUCUGAGCCCGGCUCGCCGAACCACCACGCCGGCCACAACAACUUUGCCCAAGAUGCGGCAAGCGCAGCACCCAUGGGGACGCACCCGGGCGACAUGCCGCGCCUGCAGGCCGAGCACACCAAUGCCGGCUACCGCGAGGGCAUCUCCGCCGCCAAAGCCCACAGCAUCCAGGCGGGCUUCGACGAGGGCUUCAGCCUCGGCGCCGAGGUCGGCUCACUCGCGGGCCAGAUUGUCGGCCUUUUUGAGGGCAUCGCCGCCGCACUAGACGGCCACGGCCACGAUGAGGAUGCUUCAAAGAAGGCCCGCCAAACGUUGGACGAGGCCAAGGCGGAGCUCAAGAUUGACUCCAUCUUUGGACCGGCGUACUGGAACACCGACGGGACCUGGAAGUUUGACGUCGAGGGCGGCACCAAUGGUGGUGACGACGAAAUCCUAUUCGCGGACGUGGCUCGUGCCCACCCCCUCAUUCGCAAAUGGCAAAAGGUGGCCGACGCCGAGAUUGAGCAAUGGGGCAUCCUCCUCGAGGCCAUUGGCGACGCGCAGGACCACGAGAGGCAGCCGAGCCCGGAGCGGGCACCCAGCUCCGCGGUGCCGCAGACCAAGAAACCUCUCGACUGGUGA